Molecule: messenger RNA, 1290 nt
Organism: Pieris macdunnoughi
Lineage: Eukaryota; Metazoa; Arthropoda; Insecta; Lepidoptera; Pieridae
Source: the annotation of a GenBank genome assembly
AUGACAAAAAUCCUCCAGACACCUGAUUCACCAGCAGGAGAGCCUCUAUCUGACUACGCGAUAUCAUGGAUAGCCAGCCUUAUGUGUUUCGCGGCUAUGUUGGGAACACCUAUUUACGCAUACAUCGCGGAUAAGUAUGGAAGAAAGAUUGCCGUAAUGUGUCUUCUUUAUCCACAGGCGAUGUCAUGGGCACUAAAACUAUACCCGACAACAGUAACUCUAACCUUAUCAAGAAUAUUCGGCGGAAUACCCGCAGGGGGUUGUUUUAAUGUUGUCCCAAUGUACGUGAAAGAAAUUAGCCAGGACAGUAUACGUGGUGUUUUAGGUUCACUCCUUAUUCUGUCACAGAAUCUAGGAGUUUUGUUCAUGUAUGUUAUUGGAGCUUACUUAGAUUACUACACGGUGCAAUGGGCAAUGCUGGGGUUACCAAUUGUAGCAUCAGUGCUGAUGUUUAAAGCCCCAGAAGCGCCUGCGUAUCUGGUCAAGCAAGGUAAAAUAGAUGAAGCAAUUGAAACAGUGGCUUCACUCAGAGGCCUGGACAAAAGCGACAAGACAGUGCAAGAUGUAGUUGAUUGGAUGAAAAAGGAAGAGGAGGAAUCCAAUAAAACGCCAGAUAUCCCAAUAACAAGUAUCUUGAUUGACAAGAAAUGGCGACGCAGUAUCAUAAUAAUCUUCGUAGUAACAACGUUGUAUGGUUUUAGUGGCGCCUUUUCAAUAACAGUCUAUGCUUUCACACUUCUAUCAUACGCAGGGGCUGACUUUGAAAUAAGCCCAGAAGUGCAGUCGUUUAGUUUUCCAAUAGUUAUGAUCAGUGCUUCGUUUGUUCUCGCUUUUACUAUAGAGAGAGCUGGUAGAAAGCCCAUACUGGUCGGAGCGUAUAUAGCAUCGGCCAUAUCGUUUUCAGUUAUAGCUACAUCUUUCCUCAUUAAAAAUAAUGGUGGUUCAGUGCCCGGUUGGAUACCACUGUCGAUGAUGAUUUCAUGUGUUUUCUGCUUCGCUGGAGGGAUUGCGUCUAUAAUAUUUAUAUUGAUUCCCGAAAUGUUUUCCUUUCAAAUUUGCGGGAAAAUAAUGGGCGUUUUCGUAACAUAUAUUUGGUUUAUAGAGUUUCUCCAACUGCUUCUCUAUGCACCAAUAAGAAAACUAUUUGGUUACGAUAUACUUUUCUACUUAUAUGCCACUAUCAAUCUCGUCAGUGGAGUUUUUACUUUAAUAUUUAUUGCGGAAACAAGGGGAAAAACGGAGCAGGAGGUCCAGAAUGCAAUCAAUUCAAAGCGGCUGUAUAAGAAAUAG